AUGCUCCAAGUCAGCGGGGACUACGCUCCAAGGCGGGUUCUUUUCACUGGAGGAGCCGGCUUUAUUGGGUCGAAUGUUCUUAUCUACUUCGUUCAGAAGUACCCAGAGGUGUUCUUCCUUUGCCUGGACAACUUGUCUGAGGGCGCGAACCUCUUGAAUCUCGAUCCCAUCCGCGGCGCCAGAAACUUCCUCUUUGUUGAGGGCGACAUUCU
This is a messenger RNA of Symbiodinium sp. CCMP2592, 212 nucleotides long. NCBI's taxonomy places the organism in Eukaryota, Dinophyceae, Suessiales, Symbiodiniaceae. The record is from the annotation of a GenBank genome assembly.